Molecule: messenger RNA, 5791 nt
Organism: Nyctereutes procyonoides (raccoon dog)
Lineage: Eukaryota; Metazoa; Chordata; Mammalia; Carnivora; Canidae
Gene: ZNF346
Product: zinc finger protein 346
Exons: 8
Coding region: 893-1825 (310 amino acids)
Molecular function (GO): double-stranded RNA binding; zinc ion binding
Source: RefSeq, a predicted model, not a curated record
CCCACAUCAGCCUCACUGUGAAGCGCCUGCUUCCCCCUCUGUCUGUGUUUCUCUCUUUCUCUGUCUCUCAUGAAUAAAUAAAUAAAAUCUUUUUUAAAAAAAAAUCAAUAGUCAGCAAGAGAUUUUUACACCCCCAGGUUGGGAUAAGGACAACAGCCCCCAGUCAGCAGGAAGCAGUUUCAGAAGAUGAGGAAUAAGGAGGGUAAAUCUCCCCCCAUUUGUGCUCUCUCUCUAAUAAAUAAAUAAAAUCUUUUUAAAAAAUUCCCCACCACUACAUGCUUAUAUGUUGUCACCCUUUUCCCACCUAAGUCUCCUUACUGGUUAGUAUCACACUUUUUUGGCAACUCCCCCAGGACUCCAGAAGGGUGUCUGGGACCCAUAUGGACAACUGGAUGCAAACCUCUUCGUAGCUGACGUCAGCCAUUAAUCCUUUGCUUCAGUGUCACUGUGCUAGUAAACCAAUCAUGAAGAUGGAGUCCUGGCUCUACCACAUCCUGGUAGCAAACUGCUGAGUCGACUCUUUCUAGGUUCUGGGCCUCAGUUUCCCUAAGAGUAAAACGGAGAAAGUGUUCCCACAUAACAAGGGCCUUCAAGAGAAUGAAAUGAGAAGUGUUGAAGGCUGACAGUGAGCAAGGUGAAAACCUUUGGCUUAAGACUGCACGAACCUGUACCAGAGUGAGGGUGCUGCUGUUAAACCAGAGACUGACUUUCAAUUCCACAGCACAGACUCCGAGAACCCCCGGCAGCGACCAAAUAGAGGCGUGUGGGCCCGGUACCGCAAGGCGGUCCGCAGAGCCCAAACCUCGCGAGAUUUGUUGGCCGGGCAACGUCCCACAUCUCGCGAGACCAAGGUUUAUGAGCGACUAUCGGCCGGUUAGGGCUUGCUGGAAAGAUGGAGUAUCGCGGGUUGGGCACCGUAGAGGCCGCAGACAGUGGAGGGGCCCGGCCAUACAACAGCUCCGAGGAACGAGAAGGACGGGAACCGGACGGGCUGCGCUUCGACCGCGAGAGGGCGCGCCGCCUCUGGGAAGCAGUGUCCGGGGCCCAACCAGUGGGGAGGGAGGAAGUGGAACACAUGAUCCAGAAGAACCAGUGUCUCUUUACCAAUACCCAGUGUAAGGUUUGCUGCGCCCUGCUCAUUUCUGAAUCCCAGAAGUUGGCACACUACCAGAGCAAAAAACAUGCCAACAAAGUAAAGAGAUACCUAGCAAUCCAUGGAAUGGAGACAUUAAAAGGGGAAACGAAGAAGCUAGACUCAGAACAGAAGAGCAGCAGAAGCAAAGACAAGAACCAGUGCUGCCCCAUCUGUAACAUGACCUUUUCCUCCCCUGUCGUGGCCCAGUCGCACUACCUGGGGAAGACCCACGCAAAGAACUUAAAGCUGAAGCAGCAAUCCACUAAGGUGGAAGCUCUGUCGAAACGCCUUACAAACCCUUUCCUUGUGGCCUCCACCUUAGCCUUGCACCAGAAUAGAGAGAUGAUAGACCCAGACAAGUUCUGCAGCCUCUGCCAUGCGACUUUCAACGACCCUGUCAUGGCUCAACAACAUUAUGUGGGCAAGAAACACAGGAAACAGGAAACCAAGCUCAAACUCAUGGCACACUAUGGGCGGCUGGCAGACCCUGCUGUCACUGACUCAUCAGCUGGGAAGGGCUACCCCUGCAAGACGUGUAAGAUAAUGCUGAACUCCAUAGAACAGUAUCAAGCUCAUGUCAGCGGCUUCAAACACAAGAACCAGUCACCAAAAACAGUGGCAUCACCCCUGGGCCAGAUUCCAAUGCAAAGGCAGCCCAUUGAGAAAGACUCAGCCACCUUGGAAGACUAGAGAUGUUUCUGUCCAGCACCCCAGGUUGAACCAGCCAUGAGCCAGCUUCCUGUUACCAUGGUCAGCUCUUGGCUCCCUCUUCCUCGUUUCUUAUACCUGGAGAACACAUAGACCUAAGGCAGGAGUGGGCCACAGAUAGCCUCUGAUUGGUCCAGGCAAAUAUACCCCUGCAAUUCCCUUUUUGAAUGGACCCUGUAGGUCAGGACAAGGGAAGGGGGUGGAUCUUUAGAGGACUCGGGGCCUCACAAGAUAGUAGUUUGGAGGCCUUUCCCCUUCCCCAGUCCCCUUGGGCCAUAUGUCAUGAGCCCCAGGCCUGUCUGUCAUCUGCAGGUCAGUUUUGAACCAGUCUCUGCAGCUAAAGAACUGAGCUCUCCCUGGGCUCUAGGCAGCUCCAGUAAAACCUGGAGCUUUCACACCAGACCUCGGCCUAGGUGGCAAAGGGUAGAUGGAAGUGGCUACCCCAUGGAAGUUUGGAGCUAAUAUGACACUCCGUCUUCCCCCCAAAAGCACAGGCUUUCCUGAACCUGGGACCAGAUACUGGCCAGUUAUACAGCUGUCUGCCCACUGUGAAGUUUCCUCCUGGAGCAAUGACACAGUCCUGGCAGAGCUGUCCUUCUUGCCCCUUCUCCACAGUUCCUGAAUGGUGCUAAGGAUCUGCAGCAACUGGGGAAAAGCUAGAGCUGGAGGAGGCUUCAGUACCCUGUGGGCUCACAGAAAGUUCAAGGGGGGGCCUUUCCCCUCCUCUAUCAGAGAGGUGCUCUGAUCCAGGGUCAUGUGGGAAAGUCCCCACAUGGAAGUUCCCUUGAUGGUUCUGUGCCCUUAAAGGCAAAUUGCCUCAUGCCAGCCAGCUCAAAGUUUCGUUGCUACCCCUUGGCUCUACUAGCCCUCUCCUCCUUAUGCAGCAGAUCACCUGCCCAGGUUGCUGUGGUGCUAGCCCUCUCCCAUCAUCCACCAGGAGAUUCCUGGGUACCAGGGAACAGAAUAGGACCCCCAGGAAAAGAAAGGAGAGCUGGUACAGAUUUCCGCAAUGAGGAAAAAGAUGUUCCCCAGGCCCCAAACUUAGACUUUUCCAACUCUGCUGUGUUUUUAUGGCCUGGGACUUCACUAGGAGUGGGUUUUUCCUUGUAGCUUUUAAGCAGCAAUUCCAAGAAAUGAUAACCAUUGUAGGCCCCUAGCUGCUCUCGUGGCUUCUUCCCCCCAUUGCCUAUCCCUUUGCCUGUGAAAUGCCUUUACAUAUUUUGUGUGUGUGUGUGUGUGUGUGUGUGUGUGUGUGUGUGUGUAUAAACGCACGCACGCAUGUUUGCUCUGUCUCUUGGUCUAAAUAAAGAAUUUAUCCAUGAGCCAGACUGCAGCUUGACAGACCUGAGAUUUGGUGCCAUAAUGCCAUUUGAUCUAAUAUGUGUGUCUUGACCCCUUACCCUCACCCCUCUCAGAUUCCUGGGGCUUUAAAUAGUGAUCUUAAGAGGUGGAACAGAGAUAAACAUCUGAAUUGCUUGGCAACCUUGUGGAAACCUUCCCAGGCUUAGUACAACCUCAUCCACUUAUCUGCCUCCCCCUGUAGAGGGUCUCAUGGAAGUCUUUAAGGGGUUUAAGCCGAGAAUCUACUUUCUUUGAGAGGAUCAUUCUGGCUGGCUGUUAAGUGGAAAAGAGAUGCAGGGGAGAAGAACAAGAGACCAACAAGAAAGCCAAAAUGGAGACUAUGUCCAAUAUGGCUCUCUCCAGGCUAAUCCCUUCAGAACUGAGCCUUAACCUCUUUCAUCUCCACUUCUCUAAUGUGGAGUGGUGUGUCCUGAACUGUUUGUUGAAUGAAUGCACAAAUGCAUGAAUGAGGGUAUAGGUAAGAAAGAUGGCCUUUUCCUACACAGCUCUUACUCAGAACUAGGUUUGUUCCAUCAACUUUUGGCCUAGAGAUUCUUACAGGAAGCUUUUGUAUGACCCAGAAAUGAGCUAGGGAAGUGUAAUGGCCUCAGGAGCCCUUUGUCCAGCAUUUGUUUCAGAUAGCCAGAUCUGAGGAGGGUACCCAGGCAGCCUCAGCCCCCAUUCUUCACUCAGCAAACUGUUCCUGAGCACCUGCUUUUGACCAGCUGGGAAAGGCCCCACAUAGCCCCCAUGGUGGGUUCUCAGCUCCCAGCAUCCAAAGCCUAGACUGUCUCAGCAAUUUCCCUGGAGUCCUUCUACUUUAUCCAGGAUGUCAGAAUCAUCCUCAUCUAUCAGGCAAGGAAAUGAAGGGGAAAAGGGUGGGUAGGCUGCCAGAUAAUGAGCCCCUAGCCCAUAAGACUUCUUAGUCUAGAUUCAGGAGUCUCUGCUAGCUGUGUGCCCAGCUCUGUUAGCAAGAGGGUACAGGAAUAAAUACUUUCUUGCCCUUGAGGAGAAAUACUAUAAAGAUUAUUAUGGCAAUAGAGGGUCAUACAGGGUGCAGCGAGAAUGCCCAGGAUGCAGGCACUAACUCACCUAAGGGGAUGAAAAAGCUGCAUUUGAUCUGCCUAACUGCCUUUUGAGCAAGGUAAUGAUUUUCCAUUUUAUAGAAAAGACUCAAAGAUGUAUAUAGUAUUUUGCCCAAGGACCUGCCACCAAGAAGCAACAAAAUGAAGAGUAGAAUCCAGUUCUCUAGAUUCCUAGUCCAGAACCCUUUCCAAACAAGGAUGAAAAUACCUUCCCACAGGACCCCUGGGCCUGCCCCCGCCCAACUUCUAGCAGGGCUGUGGUCUCAUAGAGCAAGCAACCAUAAAAUAGACUGGACAAGGCUCAGUGGUUAUUUUAUCUUCCAAAGUCCCCCUCAUACUUCUCAAUAUUUUAUCCAAGAUUUCCAGUAUAUUAGACUCCAGUUAUAACUGUAAGAAACUGAAAUCAAAGUGAUUAGGUAAAAAGGGAAAUUUAUUGAUUCACCUAAUGAAAAUUUUUGAUACAGGGAUGGAUAGAUCCAGGUUCUGACAGUAUCUUCAGGAAGAAUAUUUUUCUUUAAGAUUUUAUUUAAUCACAAGAGACACAGAGAGUGAGGCAGAGACAUAGAGGGAGAAGUAGGUACCAUGCAGGGAGCCCAGUGAGGGACUUGAUCCCGGGACUCAGGAUCAAGCCCUGAGCCAAAAGCAGAUGCUCAACCACUGAGCUACCCAGGUGUCCCUUCAGGAAGAAUUUAGUCUUACUCAGCUUUCCUCUAUGUGGCCUCUUUCUCUCUCUGGAAGUUAGCAAGAUGGCCACUGGCAGCUCCAGGCUUGUAUCCAGGAUAGAUAGGCAACUAUAGUACAGAAAGAACAUCUUUACCUACUAGUUACCCAAAAAAAUUCUGGAUUGAUUCAUUAGCUAGUUUGGCCCUAUUCUGAUUCCUAAACUAAUGACUGCAACUAGGGGAAAUGGUGUCCUGGUUUGGGGCCCUGGGAAAGAGUGAGCUCUACUUAAAACACGUUGACUGGAAGAGAAAAGAAGAAAGUGUGGGGCUCCUUCCAGGAGACUAAGGGAGAAGAAUGGAUGGGGAUGGGCAAAAAUAACUACUUGUGUAAGCCGUAUCCAGAAACUGUCUUUAUUAGAAAUACCGCUCUUUCCCUUUCUGAGCUACAUUUCAUAAUGUGCUCCAAUUUUUCAAGUACAGUUUGAUGAAUCCUUACAUAUGUGUAUACAUCUGGGCAGUCACCCUCCAGAUCAAGAUACAGAACAUUACCAGCUCCUCAGAAAUUUCUCUCAUUCCCCUUCCUAGUUACUAUCUCCCAGAAGUAAACAUUGUUUUGACCUCUAUCACCAUAGACUAGUUUUGCUUGCUCUUGAGUUUUAUAAAAAUGGAAUCACAUCCUCUUUUGCUCAGUAUUAUGCCUGCGAGAUUCAUCCAGGUUUUUGUGUGUCAGAAGUUCAUUUUUGUUCAUGCUGUGUAGUAGUACUCCAUUGUAUGAAUAUACCACAAUUAAGCCAUUCUGUUGAUGGACAAUUGGGUUAUUUCAGUUUUGAACUAUUAUAAAUAAAAUUCUUUUGAAAAUU